GCCGCCGCUCCGCCAUGGGGAAGAAGCACAAGAAGCACAAAGCCGAGAAGGCGGAAUGGCGCUCGACCUCCGCCACGGCCUACGAUUAUGGGGACAAGCCUUUGGAAAAACCCUUAAAGCUGGUUCUUAAAGUUGGAGGCAGUGAAGUCACCGAACUCUCUGGGUCAGGGCAUGAUUCUAGUUACUAUGAUGAUAGAUCAGAUCAUGAGCGAGAACGACAUAAAGAAAAGAAGAAGAAAAAGAAGAAAAAGUCAGAGAAGGAAAAAGAAAAGCAUCUAGAUGAUGAGGAAAGAAGAAAGAGAAAGGAAGAGAAGAAGAGGAAAAGGGAGAAGGAGCAGUGUGACACUGAAGGAGAAACUGAUGACUUUGAUCCUGGGAAAAAGGUGGAGGUUGAACCUCCUCCAGAUCGUCCUGUCAGAGCAUGCAGAACUCAGCCAGCUGAAAAUGAGAGCACACCGAUCCAGCAAUUACUGGAACACUUCCUUCGACAGCUUCAGAGGAAAGAUCCUCAUGGGUUUUUUGCUUUUCCAGUCACGGAUGCCAUUGCUCCUGGAUAUUCCAUGAUAAUAAAACACCCUAUGGAUUUUGGUACGAUGAAGGAAAAAAUUGCAGCAAAUGAAUACAAAUCAGUCACUGAAUUCAAGGCAGAUUUUAAACUGAUGUGUGAUAAUGCAAUGACUUACAACAGACCAGAUACUGUUUACUACAAGCUAGCCAAGAAGAUACUGCACACAGGCUUUAAGAUGAUGAGCAAAGAACGGCUGUUAGCUUUGAAGCGCAGCAUGUCGUUUAUGCAGGACAUGGAUUUUUCUCAGCAGGCAGCUCUUUUGGGUGAUGAAGACACAGCAGUUGAAGAACCUGUUCCUGAAGUUGUUCCUGUACAAGCAGAGACUACCAAGAAAUCCAAAAAGCAAAAUAAAGAAGUUAUUAGAGAGAAAUUCUUAGCUAAGCAAAUGGAAGAAGAUAACCCAGGAGAGAAAAAUGGAUUUGGUGUGAGGAGAUGCUCUACCCAGUACCUAAGCUGCAUUUUUGAACCUGAGGGGAAUGCGUGCAGCCUGACAGACAGCACUGCUGAAGAACAUGUCCUGGCACUAGUGGAGCAUGCAGCAGAUGAAGCUCGGGAUAGGAUCAAUCGAUAUCUACCCAACAGCAAGAUUGGUUAUCUGAAAAAAAAUGGAGAUGGAACUUUAUUAUUUAGUGUAGUAAAUUCGUCUGAUCCAGAAGCAGAAGAGGAAGAAACUCAUCCAGUGGAUCUGAGUUCACUGUCAAGCAAAUUAUUACCUGGCUUCACUACGCUGGGCUUCAAAGAUGAACGAAGAAAUAAAGUAACCUUUCUUACCAGUGCCAAUACAGCACCUUCCUUGCAAAACAACUCUAUAUUUCAUGAUUUGAAACCAGAUGAGAUGGAGCUCCUAUACUCAGCAUAUGGUGAUGAAACUGGAAUCCAGUGUGCCUUAAGCUUACAGGAAUUUGUGAAGGAUGCCGGAAGUUACAGCAAGAAAAUAGUUGAUGAUCUUCUGGACCAGAUCACUAGUGGCGACCAUUCCAAAACUAUUUAUCAGCUAAAGCAGAGGCGAAACAUCCCAGUAAAACCACUGGAUGAAGUUAAAGUUCUGCCAGUUCUUAUAAAAGAGGAACACAAGUUGCGUAAUACCUGUCUGGAUUCUUCCAAACAGAUUAUGGUUGGAGAAUCUGCUGGAGACAGUAACACUUCUGACUUGGACUUUCUCUCCAUGAAGCCCUAUUCAGAUGUAUCUCUCGAUAUUUCUAUGUUAAGUUCGUUAGGAAAAGUGAAGAAGGAGCUUGAUCAUGAUGAUAACCAUCUACAUCUGGAUGAAACAACUAAACUGCUUCAGGACCUUCAUGAAGCUCAGGCUGACAGAGUGGGAUCCCGGCCAUCAUCCAAUUUGAGUUCUCUCUCCAAUACCUCUGAAAGAGACCAACACCAUCUUGGAAGCCCCUCUCAUCUGAGUGUUGGAGAACAGCAAGACAUGGUUCACGAUCCCUAUGAAUUUCUUCAGUCUCCAGAAACCUCAAAUGCUACUAGUAACUAAUCUGACAUGUACUAUAUUUAUUUUGUAUUUUAAUUGUAUUAUGUUUUUAUAAAGUUUUUGUCCAUGACAGAAACUGCAUUCUUGUCCUCUUUUCUAUGAGGAUUGCUGUAUAAUAUUAUCAUGUAUACAGGAUUAAACAAGCAAACAUACAAAAAAGCCUCAGUCCCAAAUUAAUUAGUGCAUAAUGUCAUUAGCAAUGUACCAAGAACUACUUUCAUUUUGUUUGUUAAGGAGAGUGUUACCUACUGGUGUGUGAGUUUUGACUGAAAACCAGCAAAUAAUGUGUUAGAAAAUCAUGUAUUUUAUAGACACUGAAAAGUGAUAAUUUUCCCAGAAUCAUGGCAGCAGUUGUUAAAUGUUUGCAGUACAAUUAUCAACCAGUUCUGUAGAUAAUUGUUCUGUUACCUACUGUUCAGGUUAAGACCUGAGCAUCUCCGAGGAGAAGCAAAGAACUGCCUAAAUUGAGAUCAUUAUUGUGUUUUCCAUCUCUUAAUGCUGAUAAUCUGAAGGAAUUGUUUUUAAACAUUUUAAACAUUCCCCAUAUUUUAAAAUCUUUUUUAAAUCUCUGUAGAGAGCACUUAAUUUGAGAGUGACAGUACUUGGUGGUUCCAGCAAAAUGCUCAUUUACAAAAUUUCUGCCCUGGAUUUGAAAAAGAUGAAUGUUUUUGGGAUCCCUUGUAUCUUGAAACACAAAGGAAAGAUAAUACUUGUAUUUUUUAAUAUGAUGUGUAUAUCUCAUAGGAUGGAAAAAAUACUGGAUAAGGUGUGCUUUUCAAUAACUCCAAAAUAAAAUUUUGGAUUUUAUAAUAAAUCAAUACUGAAACUGAGGGGUUUUGUACUAUGUGCAAGCAGACAAAUGUUAUCAAUUUACACUAUUUUGUAAAUAUUAAUAAAAAUAGAAAAGCA
Messenger RNA from Sturnus vulgaris (Common starling), 2960 nucleotides. It is a transcript of the gene BRD9, whose product is annotated as bromodomain containing 9. Gene Ontology annotation, cellular component: nucleus. Gene Ontology annotation, biological process: regulation of transcription by RNA polymerase II. The record is from RefSeq and is a predicted model, not a curated record. NCBI's taxonomy places the organism in Eukaryota, Metazoa, Chordata, Aves, Passeriformes, Sturnidae.